CAACAGAUAACUAUUAAAGCUGGAAGUUUGUAUCUUUUGCUGGAUUUUGGAAAUUGAUGUAAUGGCAACAGAAUUUAUAAAGAGUUGCUGUAGAGGAUGUUUCUAUGGUGAAACAGAAAAGCACAACUUUUCCGUGGAAAAAGACUUUAAAGCAGCAGUUUCAACUGGCCAGAAUACCACCAUCUGUGUAUCUCCAUUGACUUCUGUUUCUGUGAAGCCUCAGGUUGGCUGUACUGAGGAUUAUUUACUUUCUAAAUUGCCAUCUGAUGGCAAAGAAGUACCAUUUGUGGUGCCCAAGUUUAAGUUGUCUUACAUUCAGCCCAAGAUACAAGGCACUCUUUCAUAUCUGGAAGAACUUGAAGGAUCUGCCAGAGCAUCUUUUGGAGAUCGAAAGGUAGAACUUUCUAGUUCAUCCCAGCAGGGACCCAGCUAUGAUGUCUAUAACCCAUUCUACAUGUAUCAGCACAUUUCACCUGAUUUGAGUCGGCGUUUUCCUCCUCACUCAGAAACAAUGAAGCUGUAUGGAUCAGUUUGUGAUUUAAGGACCAAUAAACUUCCUACUUCCUCUGGGCUAAGCAAAUCUAUGUUUGAUCUUACAAGUUCAUCUCAGCGAUUCAUCCAGAGACAUGAUUCAUUGUCCAGUGUACCCAGUAGCUCUUCAUCAAGGAAGAAUUCUCAGGGGAGUAACAGAAGCCUGGAUACAAUUACUCUAUCAGGAGAUGAGAGAGAGUUCGGGAGAUUGAAUGUGAAAUUGUUCUAUAAUUCUUCAGUAGAACAGAUCUGGAUUACAAUUUUACAGUGCAAAGAUUUAAGUUGGCCCUCCAGUUACGGAGAUACUCCUACUAUUUCUAUAAAAGGAAUAUUAACUUUGCCCAAACCAGUGCAUUUCAAAUCUUCAGCUAAAAAUGGCUCUAAUGUCUGCCAUGCAGAGCUUGAGUUGGGGACUUGUUUUCAAGCAAUAAAUAGCAGAAUGCAGUUACAAAUUCUUGAAGCACAAUAUCUUCCAAGCUCAUCAACACCUUUGACUUUGAGUUUUUUUGUGAAGGUGGCAAUGUUUAGCUCAGGAGAUUUGAUUUAUAAGAAAAAGACACGCUUACUGAAGGCCUCCAGUGGACAAGUAAAAUGGGGAGAAACUAUGAUUUUUCCACUUAUACAGACUGAGAAAGAAAUUAUGUUUCUUAUUAAGCUUUAUAGUCGAAGCUCUGUAAGAAGAAAACACUUUGUGGGCCAGGUUUGGAUAAGUGAAGACAGUAGUAACAUUGAUGCAGCAAACCAGUGGAAAGAGACAAUUUCAAAUCCAGAAAAAGUUGUUAUCAAGUGGCACAAAUUAAAUCCAUUAUGAAGAUUUCACGUUAAUUUGGUGAACUUGGCAUUUAUUUUAGAAGAUUUAUUUCAGUUUGCUACCAAUGAAGACACAGAUUGCUGCCUUUGUCAAUAUAUUUAUGGAGGCCAUAAUUAUAGUACAUAAUGGAUCUGAUAAAAAAAUUAAAUUUGAUGAAAAUGAAAUUAUAUCAUAUAUCCAAAGUGAAGGAAAUGUUUGAAAACUAUACCCAACAGACAGUAAAAUAAAGGAUAGUGCCACUUGGGCAAUAAAAUAAAUUAUAAA
Orycteropus afer afer is the source of this 1606-nucleotide messenger RNA. The record is from RefSeq and is a predicted model, not a curated record. NCBI's taxonomy places the organism in Eukaryota, Metazoa, Chordata, Mammalia, Tubulidentata, Orycteropodidae.